AUGGGUGUGCUGAAGGACUCCAGAGUGUACUUCACGCUGGACUGGAUGAAGGAUUACUGGCAACUGCAGCUACAUCCUGACUCCCAGGAGUACUACGCGUUCAUGACUCCGAUCGCGAGUGUGAGCAUGGAGUUUACUACGAUGGCUGCGCUGGAACGCGAUCCCGAUCGGGACGAUCAGCGAGCCCUGCGGCCCGUGCACCGAGCAUGGACCUUGCUGAAGACCACGGAAGGACGCGAAGCCAGACGCGGCGCGUCGGCUAUUUCGACGACUGGGACGAGCCCGGAAGCGACGGCAGACGAACCGAAUGACGUGGAUAUGGGCCAGGAUGAUGUCGUUGUGCGUAACGCGCCUGCCCUACCGAAAAACCCGACGUUCAAGGGAUCCACGAAAGAAGAACGUCGAGCGUUUAUGGCCGCGUACAACCUGUACAUCAGCCAGACGAACGCUUUGACUGCGAAUGGUGUUCGGCCAUAA
Molecule: messenger RNA, 477 nt
Organism: Aphanomyces invadans
Lineage: Eukaryota; Oomycota; Saprolegniomycetes; Saprolegniales; Verrucalvaceae
Exons: 3
Coding region: 1-477 (158 amino acids)
Source: RefSeq, a predicted model, not a curated record